Gavialis gangeticus (Gharial) is the source of this 1231-nucleotide messenger RNA. Its product is annotated as CMRF35-like molecule 4. The record is from RefSeq and is a predicted model, not a curated record. The transcript is spliced from 4 exons. NCBI's taxonomy places the organism in Eukaryota, Metazoa, Chordata, Crocodylia, Gavialidae. Gene Ontology annotation, molecular function: transmembrane signaling receptor activity. The coding region runs from base 219 to 902 and encodes 227 amino acids. Gene Ontology annotation, cellular component: plasma membrane.
AUACUGGAAAAUGUGACUGAAUAAAGUCAGUUAAGUUCCACAAAAACACGAGAGGAGAAAAAACUCUGCCAAAGGAAGUGAGGUGGCCAAAAGAUUCAGCAACUCAAACUCAAGAUUUUGCGUAAAACUGGCAAAAAAGAAAAAGUACCAAAUUAUGGAGCUGCCUUGAAGCAAGUGCAGAAGGGAAACAUCUGCAUCCCACAAAAGGACUCAGGACAAUGAGGAUUUCCUCACUUGUGGUUUGGAUUCUUCUUCCAGACUGCUGGGCAGUGACAGGCCCUACGCAAGUGAGCAGCCACUUGGGCGGAUCAGUGUCUGUCGGGUGCAGCUACGAGAGCGGCUACGAGACCUACCCCAAGUUCUGGUGCAGGGCAGGCUUCCUGCAGUGCUUCAAUGGGCACAUCAUCGAAACUACGGGGUCUGAGGCCACCGUGAAGCAGGACAGAGUCUCCAUCAAGGACAGUCACUCCCUGCACACGUUCACCGUGACCCUGGAGAACCUCACCACGGGAGAUGCAGGGUUUUAUCACUGUGGGCUAGUGAGGACGCUGCUUCCUGAUCCCAGACACUCUGUUGAACUAAUUGUGUCCCCAGGCACUCCUACCUCAGCCCCAUGCGGAAAGUCAGUAGGUGCAGCGCAGCCUGGGGUUACCGCCAACGAAUGCAGUGUCUUCCCCACAAGCAGCGAUGCAGUGCCUAGCAGAGACCCUCAAACACUAUCCCGGCCCACCAAUAUCCAUUUCCUGCUCCUGGUCAGCCUGAAAGUCACCAUCUUCCUGUGCAUGGCCUGCGCAGUGGUCUGGGUGAGCAAGCACUACAGAAGGAGAGUUAGGGAGACAGCACAGGAUAGACAUGUUGAGAGCCUCCAACUUUCUCACGAGGGUGUGACACAUUCAGUCUAACGAUGCUCAGCCUUCCCCCUGUGCAGCCAGAUGUUCGUGUGAAUGGGGACAUCCUGGUCCAUGGCCUCGAUCAGAAACUCGGCUAACUACAGAAAGGAGCUGGCGUGCAUCGUGAUGGCUAUGGACAAGAAGCUGUUCAGCAUCAAGAGCUUCCCAUCUGGUAGCAAGCAGAUAUUUUGUUUGUCGUCACAGCCUCCGCCCCAGCUCAGGACUGGACUGGGAUCAGCAAAGGAGGCUCCAGCUGCCUGUGCAUUCACAGUCCUGCAUCAAUGCCUCCAGGGGCCACUGAGCACCGCUGAAGGUUUCAAUGUAUUCGAACACUACUUCAG